AUGAAGCAGGGGCCGCGCACGCCUAAGAAGCCCGCGCCAGCCAAUCAGCACCGCGCGCCGCCCAGCCUCCGCCUUCCAUUGGCUGCGCCCGCAACUCCCGAACCGCUGGACUUCGGGACUGACCCUCGGGCCGGCCCCCUCCGCCGGCAGGCCCCCUCCCUGCGCCCUCCCGGCGGCCCCUGCUGCCAGCUCACCUCCCUAAACAAGCGACCCUCACCCCACGGACUAACCCCUGCACCAGUAACUACGAACCUGGCCCCCCUCCGAGAGCACGCGCCACGCACCCUAUGGUUGUCCUCUCCCGGACAACCUAGCCCCUCCACUCUCUGGGAGGAAGCCCCACCUUCUUUACCACUGAACGUGGUCAGUGCAACUACCCACUCAGGCCGUUCCCUCCUCCAACUCGGGUUCUGGCUGGAUGGGGGUGGUGGGAAAGCUUGGAGGACAGUGGCGGACAGCAAUAGCCGAGUCGAGAGGGGCAAGAACCAUAGGGCCCUCGAGGGCACCUGGGCCUCGGACACGCGGUUGCUGAGGGUCAUGUAUGACCCAGUGGAGGUGGCCUGGCCUGUGGCUCCACAGAGGGGGAGGGGGCGUCCCUACCCGGGCGUGGCCUUGCGGGCCAACCGGCCGAAUUGCCUGGGGCGAGGCCGUGGAGACCGGGACUGGCGCCGGCGCCGGCUGAAAGGAGACGCCUCCGGGCAGGAGGAGGCAUUUUUUUCCUCGGAGGUCCCCGAGGCGACCUCUGGGGUGGAGGAGGCUGUGGUCUCAGAACUCUGUCCCCUAAGUCACCUGGCAAUCUUCUGCACACCCAGCCCGGAGAUUCAGCGCUAUGGGUCGAGUGGGCCAGGGAAACACAGCUCUUUCCUCCCUUCCUUUGGAGGAAAGCCCUCGGUCCCCUCGGCUCGGGGGGCGCCCGGCUGGGCUCAGCUCCGCGGGCGCGACCCCGUCACCCCCUCCCAGGCCACCUCUGGACAGCGCCCAGGGGGGCUUGGGCUGGGGCAGGGGCCUCCUCCUGCCUUUGCGUCUGGAGUCCGUUUGACUGUUCGAGGCCCUAGCGCAGGUAAAGCGAGGGGCUGGGGGGCGCAGAGUUCCCCAGUGCUGGUAACCAGCGUGUCUCGGGCUGUUGGGGACCCGCCGGCCCGAGUUGCCCACGGCGCCUCCCGCCCCGCUCCGCUCUGGGGCGCACGGGACCCGAGCUGCUCCACCUCCACUCGGCACAGAGGAGGCCGGCACCACCGGGGAAGGCGCACCAGGGCCGGGAGCGCGGUGGAGAGCCCUCCCUCCACUGGCACCGGGCUCCGCAGCCCGGCCAGGCAGCUUAUCAUUCUUCUCAACGCAUACAAUGAGAUCUCCGCGGAGCUUCCAACCUUUUUGUCGUCUCCGGAGUCUAGCGGGAGCCUCUCAAGGACACUGCGCCCCGGGGAUAAUGCCGGGAGGCAGCUGGCAAGGCUGCCCUACUCGAGCUCAAACCCUGGGACCCAGCGCUGGAGGAGGCCGCCCGGUGGCCGGCAGCUGGACGGUGAAUGCCGCAGCCCAGCGGAAGCCUCCGGCCAGGCCGCGAUCAGCGUCUCGGCUCGCAGGGAGGUAGCUGCUCGGGGCCCACGGGAAAGCAGAUUAUCGGAGCCCUUUCAGAGAGCGCACAACAAAUGCUCCCGCCAUCGAAUGCAUCAUUUACCACCGCAGAUCCGCGCGUUGAUGGGCAGGCAGAUAGCCGUCCGCGGGGGGCACGCCGGGUUCCUGGUGCCCGCCCCAUCCGCCCGCCUGCCGGGGCCACCGGACUGUGUGGACGGGAAUGUCGGUGUGCGUGCGGGUGUAUCAAAUAAGUGUGCUACGAGAGAGGGCACGUGUGACAGCCCACGCACGCGCACGCUGGGUAUGUAUGCUGAGUGCCCGGAGAUGGUCUUGAGGCUGUUUGGGCUGCACCCAGGAAACCGUACUGCACUCGAGGGGGUGACACGUGGUGGAGGGGUACGUGUGUGA
Molecule: messenger RNA, 1980 nt
Organism: Nycticebus coucang (slow loris)
Lineage: Eukaryota; Metazoa; Chordata; Mammalia; Primates; Lorisidae
Exons: 5
Coding region: 1-1980 (659 amino acids)
Source: RefSeq, a predicted model, not a curated record